Branchiostoma floridae (Florida lancelet) is the source of this 834-nucleotide messenger RNA. Its product is annotated as TAR DNA-binding protein 43-like. Gene Ontology annotation, cellular component: nucleoplasm. The transcript has 5 exons. The record is from RefSeq and is a predicted model, not a curated record. Gene Ontology annotation, molecular function: RNA binding. Gene Ontology annotation, biological process: regulation of gene expression. NCBI's taxonomy places the organism in Eukaryota, Metazoa, Chordata, Leptocardii, Amphioxiformes, Branchiostomatidae. Bases 50 to 796 code for a protein of 248 amino acids.
CGACACAUCACACAACGUUUGGGACUUUCUUAACUAAAUUUCGCUGGUCAUGGCUAGGCCUCAAGUUUCUAGGAUCGGCAACUUAGACGCGAUGUCUAGUAUGCAGUGCAGUGACCUGAUAGUGCUGGGUCUUCCCUUCAAAACAACAGAGCAGGAGCUGAGAGAGUACAUGGAGCAGUACGGGGAGGUGGUCAUGGUUCAGAUCAAGAAGGACCGGAUGACGGGAAACUCCAAAGGGUUCGGGUUCGUUCAAUUCGCAGAGUACGAGGUCCAGCUUAAGGUUAUAUCACAGCGUCACAUGAUCGACGGGAACUGGUGCGACGUGACGAUCCCGAAUUCCGAGAAUGAGGGUGUGAUCGUGCACGAGCGGAGGGUGUUCAUCGGCCGCUGCACGGAAGAUAUCUCAGCAGAGGACCUGCGGGCCUACUUCCAACGGUUCGGGGAGGUCACGGACGUUGUCAUCCCCAAACCGUUCCGAGCGUUCGCCUUCGUGACGUUCCAGGACGGCGAGACGGCGCAGAGUCUGUGUGGAGAGCACUAUACCAUCAAGGGCGCGAGCGUUCACGUCAGUGCCUACACUCCGAAGCUGGGCAACCCCGGGCAGCCCGGGGGCCUGCCCAUCCACGAGCGGCAGAACCCGCCUGGGGACCGAAGUGGGCACCAGGGCCAGCCCAACCAGGUCGGGGGCAACGUCGAGGGGAACAGUCCGAACAACAUGGGGGGGAACCAGGUUGGGAUGGCGGAGCUUAAUGAGGCCAUGUUGGCCGCCGCACAGGGUCAAGGUCAUCAUCAGUAGGGUCAAGGUCAUCAUCAGUAGGGUCAAGGUCAUCGGCA